UGGAGGUUUGGCUUGAGCUAACGAUCCAAAUAAUAAUCCUGAAUUCGGCAUUUUAAUUCUAACAUUUAUUGUUCCAACACGCUUCACGUUGUCGGUGUCAUCAUGACCAAAUGGGACAACAUCAUUGCAUUCCUCUGUUUUUCUUACAAUUUGAGUUCUAGAGUUGUCUGCGGAGCCACUUACCAAACCAAUGGGAUGCGUGUUUCGGAUGCGUGCAAAGGAUUUAUCAGCCUCAAUAAUACAAUCAAUUGUGCUAGUUGUUCAAGCAUGUGCCAUGUGCUGCUUCAAAGUCAAAACGAACUUGAUCCAGAAUGUAUCGCAGUCCAAGUUGACUCUUCAAACACUCAAUGUACUCAAGCUAAGGCUGAAAAUGGACAGAUCUUAUGCUUUGACACCAAGAUACGGAGCGAAGACCAAGUGACCAUUGUCGAUGCUGAUCGAGUGGAUUCCAUGAAAACAUAUCCUUAUAUUGGAGGGCUCACUGAUGAAGAUCUUGUCAAAUAUGUGCCAGUGGUUCAGACUGAUCCUCCACUGCCCGAAUAUACCCACCCCACAUCUCCCUUUGAGAAAUGGGGAUUUGCGCCUUCAGUCCUUUUCAAUCACGGGUUGUUUACGUGUCGGGAGAGGUUUGGAGCCUGCGCUCACUGGCCAUUUCGCUCAAAUACUUGGACCCCUAUGCCCAAGCCACUUGUUUUACGCCAUGGAAGUGGUCUUGGAAUCUGGAAUGGGCGUCCAAUUGCCCCUGGUGGUUUUGGUUCAGCUUAUCGAGCAAUUGAUUCCGUGGAAUACUAUGAUCCUAAUCAGCAGAAGUGGGUCACUGGACCCAAAUUGACCCCACCUCGUGGUUUUCACACCAUUGUUCAAGUUGAUGAAAGCACUAUGAUAGUUAUAGGAGGCAAGGACGAGGCCCCAGUGACCUAUACAGAUCUUUUAUCUGCUGGAGAUUCUCAAUGGGUGAAACUGGAGGGGCGACCUAAAGCCGUGUUUGAUAGCAUCUGUGGGGUAGUGGAAUUAGGUGAUAAAGGAAGGGGAAUUCUAUCCAUGGCAGGCUACACAGAUUCUGUUAAGAUAAAACAAUCGUAUUUUCUGGCUUUUGAGUCAAUGACUUGGACUCCUGUGCCAGAUUUGGACGCUCCUUAUGCGACUUAUGUCGGAUCCGUCAUCCAAUGGGAUUCAUGGAUCUACUUCAUACCUCAUUAUGGAACGAUUUCAAUGGACGCCAAGCCAUACAUGAAGAAUGUAGAAGAGUUAAACCUAUCAUGGAAAACAAGUUCCAAGCUCUUUCCAGGGCUUGGACCAACGUCGCAACUAAAGAUAUUGAAUGUCAUUGUUCUUAAUACGACAACAACGUGAUCUUCUGUCGUAAAAUUAAUUACCUUUAUUCCAGCAUGCUUUUUUUUGAGGGUGCUUCUUUUCAUUUCUCAAUUUUCACCUUUAAAAGAUUGAUUGAGGUUUACCACUGCAACACUCGGACUUAAAAUGCAACCAAAAGGAAGUAAACUUCGUUUGAUUACUCGCAAUAAAAAAGAAUAAUUCUGAAAUAUAGCAAUCUUAAAUGA
Messenger RNA from Tigriopus californicus, 1559 nucleotides. RefSeq lists its product as uncharacterized. NCBI's taxonomy places the organism in Eukaryota, Metazoa, Arthropoda, Copepoda, Harpacticoida, Harpacticidae. Bases 103 to 1353 code for a protein of 416 amino acids. The record is from RefSeq and is a predicted model, not a curated record. Gene Ontology annotation, molecular function: protein binding. The transcript has 4 exons.